UGUAUAAUGAAAACCUACACAAAAUGUUUUGCUGCUGGAAUAUUUUCUGCUUGUUUAUACCUAUCGUUGGCUUGCAGAGGGAGACUAUUACGAAGUGGAGGUCUGACGUGCCAGGACAAGAGGCUGAUCGUUGACACACAUAACCAGAUGAGGAGCAUGGUCGCUUCUGGUCGGAUCGCAGGACAACCAGCCGCAGCAAACAUGUUGGAAAUGGUGUGGGAUGAAGAACUGGCUCGCAAGGCACAGCAGUGGGCAGAUCAGUGUAUAAAUGGACAUGAUUCUGGUUCAGCUCGCAGAGUCUCUAGGUUCGCAGUGGGUCAAAAUAUAGCCUCCAGCUGGACAUCUCCUUACCCCAACCGUCUGGGAGAGUAUCCUGAUUUUGCCUCUCAGAUAAAAGCCUGGUUCAAUGAGGUCUACCAGUACCGUGGUGGAUAUAGUCAUAGCACUGGACACUACUCUCAGAUCGUCUGGGGUGACACUCAUUCAGUAGGAUGUGGAUAUUCCUACUCCCAUGAUGGUUCGAGAUACACAAAACUGUAUGUGUGCAACUAUGGCCCUGGUGGGAACGUUCUGGGUUAUGACGCUUAUAGACGAGGCUACCCAUCUUGUGCUCAAUAUGGUAUGUCUCCUUCAAGAAGAUUUCCAAGCCUGUGUGAGGCAAGGGGAGUGUAUGACCAAUCAUGCUAUUAUGGAUGAAGAAUAGAAAUGUGUUUAACCACUUCAUUAGAAGACUUCAGGACAAAAAAUGUUCAUUUUUAGAACAUUUAAGUACUCACUGAAAUCUAAAAAUAGUACUGGUGCUCAUUUCCUUACAAAAACCCCUUUAACAGUAAAGAAUGUUGCACUUAUUCUAUUGCUGAAGAUUCUUUCUUGUCAAGGAUUAACUUGUGUUUUAAGAGUUAAUUUCUGUAACCUCUUCUUCGAUAAAUGUUAUCAAAUUUGACCAAAAUUCCUAAACUGAGUAUAAAAAAAUAGUACAUUUUAGAAGUUGUGAUAAAAAUAUGAAAUUUUUAUUGAAGAAUCAGGUUUGCUAUCAAGAUAGGACCCAAACCAGUAAACUUGUGUUCGAUUAGUUUUUCCACUGGAUUUUUUACUACUUUUUAUUUGGUUUUUUUUGCACGCAAGUCUAAUUUUAAUAUAUUUGUAUAAAACAACAGUACAUUGCUAUGUUUCCUAUAAACAUACGCUUAAUAACACCUUCUGUAUGUUUCAAUAGUGCUCAGUUAAAAAUCCACCUUGGGUUGCUAUACAGUCAAAGCUCAACCUAUUAUUCCAAUUAACACUACAAUUCAACUACAUGUUACUACUGUUUAUUAUUAUGUAAAACCAUUACUAUGUCUUAUUAAAUACUAAACAAGCUUUGAAUCUGUAUCAUUAAUAUUAUUGACACACAACUAGAUCAAUGUAUUUGUUUGUACAGAUCUUAGUCAUAUAUUCAUUGUAUGUCAUAAUACCUCCUCUAUUCCUCUCUUUUCAACCUCCUUUACUUUGGCGCAGGUUGUAAAUACGUUAAUAAAAAUAGACCUUCCAAUAUAAUACUUCAGUUAGACGGCAGAGUUAUCAACUACUUUAUUCUUCAAUCUUUUAAUAUGGUCAUGCAAUAUUUAUUUUGCUAUCAAUAAUAAAUGUAUGUUUGUAUAUAAAUAUUGUGAGUGAAUGUAUUCUUGUGAAUGAGUGAUAUAUUAAUAUUACUAUAAGAAACUGUGAUAAGAUUUUUAAUGAAUAAAACUGUAACAAACGA
Homalodisca vitripennis (glassy-winged sharpshooter) is the source of this 1741-nucleotide messenger RNA. RefSeq names its product venom allergen 5-like. NCBI's taxonomy places the organism in Eukaryota, Metazoa, Arthropoda, Insecta, Hemiptera, Cicadellidae. Gene Ontology annotation, cellular component: extracellular region. Bases 7 to 696 code for a protein of 229 amino acids. The record is from RefSeq and is a predicted model, not a curated record. The transcript has 7 exons.